AUGUUGCCUACUUUCGAAUUGCUCGCAUUUGGACUCGCUCUAGCGAUUGGAACGUUGGCAUCUCCCUCCCUCAUUAUCUCCAAGGCAGCAUCUCCCGACAACACCUGCGGAACAACUGGCAAUGGAGGCAAUCCAUCUUCGUUCUCUUGUUCGACGGAUCUCCCGUGCUGUUCCGUUAAUGUUUGGUGUGGCAAUACGGACGAGUACUGCCUGGUAUCCAAUGGGUGCCAGGGCGAUUUCGGCACCUGCGUGCAAGACAGUGAUGCUGGAGGAGGCAACAGUGACCAAGGCUCGUUCGGAAAUGCUCAGUGUGGCCCUGACAAUGAUAAUAUGAUAUGUGCACCUAACGAAUGUUGUUCUGCCGCUGGCUUUUGUGGAACAACUUCUGACCACUGCAAAGUUCCAGACUGCUUGUUCCAAUCUGGACCAGCCUGCGAUGCCGAUAAAAUCCCGCCCGGCCAGAAUACGUCAAGUAUUGCCCGUCCUUGGGGUGGUCAGAUUGCAUACGGAGGUCCUGGCAUCUACAGCUGUGUCAACCCAGGAGACGUGGCUUUAACGUACGACGAUGGUCCAGAUAAAUACUUGAGUGAUCUACUAGAUCUUCUCAAGGGAUACAAUGCCUCUGCUACCUUUGUGAUAAUAGGUAACAAUAAUGCCAAGGGCGAAAUCGAUGACUUGGCUCUGCCUUGGGCUAGUAUUAUCAAGCGAAUGUACAUCCGAGGUCAUCAGUUUGCCAGUCACACCUGGUCCCACGCUGAUUUGUGCAAAAUCACAUCCGUGCAGCGCAAAAAUGAGAUGUACAAGCUAGAAAUGGCUUUGCGCAACAUUAUCGGUGUUUUCCCUACCUGCAUGAGACCACCCUUUUCCUCCUGUGCAGCAGAGUGUGGCUGUGAAAACGACAUGGCGGCCCUGGGCUACUCUAUCAUUUACUUUGAGCUUGAUACGGCCGAUUACCUUCACGAUAGCCCGUCGGAGAUCUCCCAAUCCGAGGAUAUUGUCGACCAUGCCAUCGACGCUAAGCCGUCUCCUAAUGGCAGUUUCCUUGUCAUCGGCCAUGACAUCCACCAGCAGACGGUUUACAGCCUCACGGAAUAUAUGCUGCAAAAUUUUCAGGGCAAGAAGAUGGUUACCCUGGGUGAAUGUCUUGGGGUCCCCAAGGAAAAUUGGUACCGUGCCGACACUCGCAUCACACUAGAUUAA
This is a messenger RNA of Colletotrichum truncatum, 1200 nucleotides long. RefSeq names its product chitin deacetylase. The record is from RefSeq and is a predicted model, not a curated record. Gene Ontology annotation, biological process: carbohydrate metabolic process. Gene Ontology annotation, molecular function: hydrolase activity, acting on carbon-nitrogen (but not peptide) bonds; chitin binding. NCBI's taxonomy places the organism in Eukaryota, Fungi, Ascomycota, Sordariomycetes, Glomerellales, Glomerellaceae.